Messenger RNA from Diospyros lotus (date-plum), 336 nucleotides. RefSeq lists its product as uncharacterized. The coding region runs from base 1 to 336 and encodes 111 amino acids. The transcript has a single exon. The record is from RefSeq and is a predicted model, not a curated record. NCBI's taxonomy places the organism in Eukaryota, Viridiplantae, Streptophyta, Magnoliopsida, Ericales, Ebenaceae.
AUGGCCACCUUGCAGAGGUCUUCAAGGUCCUUCAGAAGGGAAGGCUCAUCAGGUCUGGUGUGGGAUGACAAGCUGUUGUUGGAGAACAUGAGCCAGACUCCACAGAUGAGGAUGGAGCUGCGCCACUGCCAAAGCACCUGCAGCCAUGGAGCCCUAGCCCCAAUGGACCAGCUCGAGCUCCGCCGCGGCGGCGGCUCGCCUUCGAACUUCCCGCGCAGUCUGUCGACGCCAGUCGCGGAUUCCCGGUCCCCGAAGGCGACGGUCGGGCUUGGAUUCCCACGCGCGAAUGGGAAGCCUCCGAUCCAUAAGAAAUUCAAGUUCAAGAAUAAGACCUGA